AUGCUGCGAGGUGCCGUGUUUUACGGCAGCAUCCUGCCUUUGUACCUUUUCCUCUGCGUCUGUUCUCUGCCGGUACACGACCACAGGACCGCCAAGCAGCUGCAGAGAUGGAGCAACAGUCAUGCCAGUCUGAAGAAGAGGCCAAGUCAUGAACAGGACACACUAAAUGAAGAGUACGAUUUCAAGUCCCCAAAUGACACAGAUUUGUGGAAUCGUCCUCGCUGUGGAGUCCCAGAUUAUCCUACAUUAACGCAGCUCAGCACGACAUACAACAAUGUGAAAAAGAGGAGGGACACCCUGAGUAGACAGCAGCGCAGGAAGCGAUUUGCGCUCUAUGGCAGGCGAUGGGAGAAGACAGACUUAACUUACAAGAUCAUACGUUUUCCCUGGCAGAUGAGUGAGGACAAAGUGCGGAGUGUUUUCCAGGAGGCGUUUGGUGUGUGGGGUGCUGUUACUCCUCUCAGGUUCAGUGAAGUAACCAGUGAGAAUGCUGACAUCACCAUUGAUUUCAACAGGUACUGGCAUGGGGACAGCUUACCAUUCGAUGGUCCAGGAGGAAUCCUUGCUCACGCCUAUUUCCCCCAGACACAGAGAGAGGGAGAAGUCCACUUUGACUAUGAUGAGCACUGGACAAUGGGCAAUAAUGCUGGCACAGACCUCCUCCAAGUGGCAGCUCAUGAGUUUGGCCAUGUUUUGGGCCUGCAGCACUCCCUUGAGCCCGAUGCUGUGAUGUGCCCAUUCUAUAGUGACGCUUACCCUUUGCAGCUGAGUGAGGAUGACAAAAGGGGCAUUCAGUAUCUGUACGGAUCCCCUCGGCACACACCACCUGUGAUGACAGAGACCAAUGAGAUUGAGACUGAACUGCCAAAUGCUUGCAAAACAAACUUUGAUGCUGUAUCCAUGAUCAGGGGAGAGCUCUUCUUCUUUAAGUCUCAAUAUAUUUGGCGAAUACGUGAUGGGCAGCUACAAGCUGGCUAUCCAGCUUUAUCAUCACGCCACUGGAAAGGAAUUCCAGAACACAUUGAUGCUGCAUUUGAAGACAAGACUGGCAACAUCUGGUUCUUCCAAGGUGACAGCUACUGGGUUUUUGAUGCUGAAAGGAAGAUAACAGGGCCAGAUUCAGUGAGACGGCUGGGUCUUCCUGUAACAGACAUUGAAGCAGCUUUGAAGUGGGAAGAGGACCAUACUGAGAAAGUCUACUUCUUCAAGUCGAGUUACUACUGGUCCUUCAAUGUUCAGGAUAAUCGAAUUAAUGACUUACACCCUCGCAGCAUUUACGAGUGGAGGGGAAUGCCCAGCCACAUCGAUGGAGCCUUUUUGGACAGAUAUGGCUAUGCCAAUUUCCUGAGUGGAAUGCACUACUGGAAGUUUGACCCUGUGGCACUGAAGGUACUGGAAGGCUAUCCCCGGAGCAUCGGCAUGGAUUUCUUUGGCUGCUCUGCCUCUCUGUCCAAAUAA
Pelmatolapia mariae (spotted tilapia) is the source of this 1458-nucleotide messenger RNA. RefSeq names its product stromelysin-3-like. Gene Ontology annotation, biological process: extracellular matrix organization; proteolysis; collagen catabolic process. Gene Ontology annotation, cellular component: extracellular matrix. Gene Ontology annotation, molecular function: metalloendopeptidase activity; zinc ion binding. Bases 1 to 1458 code for a protein of 485 amino acids. The transcript is spliced from 8 exons. Lineage: Eukaryota; Metazoa; Chordata; Actinopteri; Cichliformes; Cichlidae. The record is from RefSeq and is a predicted model, not a curated record.